Messenger RNA from Cherax quadricarinatus, 4977 nucleotides. The record is from RefSeq and is a predicted model, not a curated record. NCBI's taxonomy places the organism in Eukaryota, Metazoa, Arthropoda, Malacostraca, Decapoda, Parastacidae.
AAUUAGGUCAGUUUUGUCCCAGGAUGCGACCCACACCGACUAACACUCAGGUUCCUAUUAUACUGAUGGGGAACUCUUGUAAAUAAUUAUGUUUAUUACUGUUGUAACUCCUUUUAUUGUAACUGAUUUUCACACAGUUAGGUUACUUUGCUAAUUUAAAAUUUAACGUUAUAAAUCUUACUGUAAGUCUGUAAUUACUGCUAAGCUUAAAUUAGAAGAUAUUUCAAGGACCUAAUGGAAAUAAGUCACUUAAUCUGUCUUUUUUGGGUUAUCUUGGGUAAUUUACACAUAAUUGUACUUAUGUGUACCUGUACCUAAAUAAAUUACUUAUCUCUCUUCCUUCGACAGUUCUGGACGCACAAGCCGCGACAAUUAAUUAAUAUUAGUUACCCAAGUAUCCAAACCAGGAUGAUCCUUUUUCUAUGAUGGUUGUUCCAACCUGUAAUCACAAGCUACACUAAAGUAAAUGUUAGAACACUCAAUGCUGAUGAUAUUGUACUGUACUGUCAAAGUAUUGUACUGAACUGUAUCAGUACAAUACAACUGCAUUUGACGUCCUUCCUUGUAUAUUAUAUACCCAUGGUGUGGACGGUAGUCAAAAGAAUGAGGGUAUAAAUAAUGUUGGAGCAAGUAUAUCAGUAUUACAGAACGACAUUUUAUUUAUAAAUAUCGUUCAGUAAUACUGAACUACGUCCCUAUCAACGUGAACUAAAUUCCCCCUGGCCCUCUGUAUAAUAAUGUUCUCACGAGGUUGUCUUUACAGGAAGGUGAUGGCGUUGCUGGUAGGUGAGGUGAGGUGUAUACCAGGUGGACACACCACCACCUAUGAGGUGUUCCAGCGUCUGGCCACCUCCCAACACACUCAAGACAAGGUGGCUCUGGUAUUUGACACUAACAAGAUCACUUACAAACAGCUGCUGUGCCUGGUUGACUCCCUGCACCUGUGGCUAUGGAAGAAGGUGCAAGAGAUGAGCAAGCAGUGUCGCCUUCAACAGGAGGCUCCUGAGGACCAGUCACAACAGUCGUCCACACUUACCACCGUGGCUCUGUGUUUGCACAGGAGCCCCAACCUAGUGGCACUGAUCCUCGCCAUUUGGAAGUUAGGGUGGGCUUACGUACCACUGGACCCCUCAGUGCCGGCCCUUCGUACAUUGUACGUGCUGAGGGAUGCUGAGCCCAUCUGUGUGCUCACUGACUCCCAAACAACAAUCAAGAUCAAACACCUCGAGUGUGACACCGCCAUUGUUCCUCUCGUCACCGAUGCCUCGGAGUCACCACUGCCUCCUACAUACCCCUACUGCCUCACUGAUCGCAUCCUCGAUAUUGGCGACUGGGACGCUAAUUCCUCGUCUGCAGAAAAUAUCGAACAUGAAAAAUAUGACUCGUGUAUGAGACCUGGAGAUGGGUGGGUGGCGUGCGUUCUCUACACCUCGGGGAGUACAGGUAACCCUAAGGGAGUCCUCCUGACGAUGAAGAAUCUGAUGAAUCGUCUAUACUGGCAGUGGGAGGAACUGCCUUAUAAAGAUAACGAAAUCUGUCUCAUGUCAAAGUCUUUAACGUUCGUGGAUUCCGUGACUGAGUUGUUUGGCCCGCUGCUGGCUGGUGUUCCAGUGGUGGUGGUGAAGGAAGAGGCCAUAAACCCUGAACUAAUUAUCAAGUAUGUGAGUGUGCACGGGGUGACGCGGCUGGUGGUGGUGCCCUCACUGCUCAAGCUGCUGCUCCUCUACCUCAACACCACCAAGGAAUCCAUCAAGGUCCUUCAUAAGCACCUCCGCCUAUGGAUCACCAGCGGGGAAACACUCCCUGCAUGGCUAAUCAACGACUUCUUCGCCAUGUUCCCUGGAAGUAAAUUCAUUAACCUAUAUGGGUCGACAGAGGUGACAGGCGACGUCUCUUGGUUCCCUAUAGAGGAGCUUAACUGGCGCGCGGGGGUAAAGGUACCUAUCGGGUAUCCGGUGUUCAACACGGUGCUCCUGGUGGUGCAGCAGCAAGGUGGAGUCCUCUACCUCUCCGGGGAAGACAAGCCUGGCGAAAUUGUUGUUCUGGGCGAGAACGUGUGUGCCGGCUACCUCCGUGGCAAGCUCCAUAAGGACCGUAACGAUUCCUUUGUCCCCGUCUCUUCUAUAAAGAUACAGGAUGAUAAGUUGAGGACGCAGCUUGAAGACUAUAUCAAUAAAGUAUACGAGAGUAAGCUCACGGUUUACGACACUCAUGAAGCUGCUGCACUAACCCACAAUAACAACACAUAUGAAGUGCACCGAGAUAAUCCCGACACAAUACGAGGUAGCAGCACCUCGUACUCAGUAUCACCAGCGGCGGUUUCAUUCGUCCGAGACUUCAAACUCCCGGAGAGCUCACUCUCCCUUUUCCAGAGUUCCGCACACAUAAAAGCUAAGUCGUCAGGCUCGGAUUCCAAGAUAUCUCCACCUCUGGUCACCCGUCCCGUUAAGACGCCCUCUCCGUUAACACAAAAGAAAUCCCCUGCACCUCCUGUGGUGCCACCGAGAACAGCUACACCUCCAACAGUGCCUCCGAGAACUCCUCCCAGACUGCCUCAUAAAGCAGCUGACGUGUCAGCAUAUCCAUCCAAAUCUCCACCAAGCCCAAAAUCCUCAGUGAGCAUUAAGACUGAAACAAACACGAAUUCACCAGCCAGUUUAAAGACUCAAGCGAGUCCAAAGACCUCCUGGAGCUCCUCCUGUAAGACUCCACCAAGUUCCUCCAGCACCCCACGAGUGAAGGGAAGAGUUGAGGACCCCCGUUGCUCCAUGAGACAGGAAGCAGAGCGACGAGUCGAGCAGACAGCAUACCGGACGGGAGACCUGGGGAGGGUUGUUGGUGGCCAGCUGGUGUUCGAGGGACGUAGAGAUUCUCAGGUGAAGGUGCGUGGUGUCCGGGUUCACCUGGCAGAGGUAGAGGACGCUGUGCACCGCAGUGGGUAUGUGGAGACUCAGUGUGUGUUGGCUGCGACGGAAGACGAGGAGCAGGUGCUGGCGGCCUUCGUAGUGCUUAAGGAGGAGUUCGAGGAGCAGGAGAAGUGGGUGACGGAGGAUCUGAGGAGGUGUCUGAGGAGCUACCUGCCGAGGGUAGCAGUGCCUCGCCUCCUGGUGCUCGAUGCUGUGCCACACCUCCCCAGCGGCAAGGUUGACCGUCGAGGACUGUUAGACCUCUACCGUAGACGAAUGGUCCACCGCACCUCCAGCGAUGAUGUACUUAUACUCAGGAAGGAAGAGCCAAUAGAAUCACGGUGCUGAGGAUCAUCUUGGGGAGCCCUGGGUGUGGACGUUUCCCACGAGUUUCCAGAGAACUUCUUUUACCUGGAGGGAACAUCACACGUCAGUGUGGUGGGCCGUCUCAGGGGGCUGGUCUUUAGACCCCCCGAGGCCUUUCUUAAAGCCGCCACUAUCGGUGAAUGGCAAUGAUACCUGAAGGGCGCUAAAACAAUGGCGGAAGUGAUGAACUUAUUCUGUUCAGCGUCUCCGGCCAGCAGCAGCAGCAGCAUCUCACACACUCCUGCUGGGAGGGGUGAGGAGCAGAGCCCAGCAGAUGAGGAGGAUGAGGAUGCGGCAACAGACCUCAGCAUACCGGCACUGCACCCAGACAUACCCAUGUGUGCCCACACUCAAGGGUCGGCAACUAAAGUGUUGAGACUAGCACACCUGCACACUCUCCCUGUCUCUCAGGGUGUAGAUAAGGACCUGGUGAUUGAGAUGGUGGCUGAGAGCUUCACCAGUAAGAACCCUCUGGACGUGACCAUGAAGGUCCCUCGUGAGGCUCACCGGAGUCUACUCAACUCACUGUGGCCUCGUCUGGUGCAUGACGAACUCAGCUUCGUGGUCAAGGACCCCCAGCGAGGUCUCCUGGGGGCUGUCAUCAACACAGACUUCUUCAAUGAACCGCAGAUGGAUGUACCACCCAGCAUGGAGGAGAUUGCUGCCCUUCACGAACCUCUGGAAGAGGAAGGUAGACACCAGCUGCUGCAGGAAGGCAGGGAACACGGUGGAAGCUGGGUACACAACCUCUUCCUCGCCACCACCACCUCACUCAGUCCUCAGGAUAAUGUGCGUCUUGCACUGUACCUGGAGAAGGAACUGCUGAGGAUGGCACAGACAAAACUCUACCACGGAGUGUUUACUGUCAACUCUAACCCCAUCAACCAGAUGCUGUGUGAGAACUACCUGGGUUACCAGAGACGUGGAGCUGUGAGAGUGUCCUCCUUCGUCUAUAGAGGCCGUCAACCCUUUGUUAGUCUUCCCCACGACCUUCUCCUCGUCGCCAUGACUAAAACUCUGUAAACUCCUCCGUCUUAAUCCAGGGAUUCAACUCCUUGUUCAGUACCUCCUUCAUGAAUGAAGCUAUCCGAACUCCUCCAUUUUAUUCAGAGGUUUUGACUCCUUUUUCCACAGCAUCUUCCUGCUACAUAUACACAUCAGUUCCACUUUCAUAUAAUUUUUAACUCAUAAAACUGUAUCUGUUGUCUCAUGUAAGCUACGAUGUGUUGUCAGGUCUUCCAUGUGUCUCCUGAGUAACAGCCUCACACAGCAUUGUAUCAAGCUCAACUUAGCACAGCAUUAUUAAGUGCAUCCUAGCACAGCAUUAUCAAGUGCAUCCUAGCACAGUAUUAUUAAAUGCAUCCUAGAACAGCAUUACCAAGUGCAUCCUAGCACAGCAUUACCAAGUGCAUACUAGCACAGCAUUAUCAAGUGCAUCCUAGCACAGCAUUACCAAGUGCAUCCUAGAACAGCAUUACCAAGUGCAUCCUAGCACAGCAUUACCAAGUGCAUCCUAGCACAGCAUUAUCAAGUGCAUCCUAGCACAGCAUUACCAAGUGCAUCCUAGCACAGUAUUAUUAAGUGCAUCCUAGAACAGCAUUACCAAGUGCAUCCUAGCACAGCAUUACCAAGUGCAUCCUAGCACAGCAUUACCAAGUGCAUCCUAGCACAGCAUUACCAAGUGCAUCCUAGCACAGUAUUAUUA